CGGACAAUGCGUCCUUCAUUUACAAGCACAAGACAUAAUGAUUUGAUAAUGUAAAUGGGAUUUUAUAUUUUAUCACAUGGACACAAUAUUCAUAUUGACAGUGGAUGGAGAAAUGUGUAAUGAAGAUCUUGGAAUGAGAGACGGGAGCAUUCAAAAUGACCAAAUAUUAGCCUCAUCAUUCUCAAAACGCAACCCACCGUUCUUAGCACGGCCUUUCUCUACUGGUUGGUGCAUUGACAAAACGAUGGAUGCAAAUCCUUGGAUUAUGGUUGAUAUGAAAUCAAAAACAAAAAUUGAAGGGAUGACUUUAAUCCUCAUGAAAGAAGAUGUACAUACUUUUUCAAAUGACAUUUGGGAGUCUUUUCAUCUUUUAUAUGGAAAUCAGACGGACAAUUUAACUGACUUGAAGUUAACUACUGAUGUCGACACAUUUACGUCUGAACAGUACCUGUCAUUCUUUCUUCAAAAUGCAGUUACAACUCGUUUUAUAAUGCUACGAUUAAAUGGAAGUAUUGGGGUAAAUCAAUCAUGUCUACAAUUCGAAAUCCAUGGAUGUAAACUAUCAG
This is a messenger RNA of Ruditapes philippinarum (Manila clam), 566 nucleotides long. RefSeq lists its product as uncharacterized. The record is from RefSeq and is a predicted model, not a curated record. The annotation marks the transcript as partial. NCBI's taxonomy places the organism in Eukaryota, Metazoa, Mollusca, Bivalvia, Venerida, Veneridae. The transcript is spliced from 3 exons.